Messenger RNA from Pteropus alecto (black flying fox), 1959 nucleotides. Its product is annotated as mitochondrial amidoxime reducing component 2. The transcript is spliced from 8 exons. The coding region runs from base 1 to 1071 and encodes 356 amino acids. Gene Ontology annotation, biological process: nitrate metabolic process. The record is from RefSeq and is a predicted model, not a curated record. Gene Ontology annotation, cellular component: mitochondrial inner membrane. Gene Ontology annotation, molecular function: molybdenum ion binding; molybdopterin cofactor binding; pyridoxal phosphate binding. Lineage: Eukaryota; Metazoa; Chordata; Mammalia; Chiroptera; Pteropodidae.
AUGAGGAAGCUUGGCAAUGCCAUCGUCAGGGGGGCUGUGGUGGACACCGGCCAGAUGUCCUCCUUCUGCGUGAACUGCAUCUCGAUUUCAAAAGGGAACACGCCAAUGCUUACGACCCAGUGUCGUGGCGUCGAUCGCACUGGAGCCAUAAUUUUCUGGUCGAACUUAGAAAAGCUGUUCAAGACUUUGGAAAAAAAAAAAAUAAAAAGGUUGCUUCUUGAGUCGGGGCAGGGAGAGGAUGUUGAAGACGUAGGAAGCUGGAGAGGAGCUACUGAGAAGACGGAAGAGCCUCUCCCGGGCCUGAGGGCGCCCUUGUCCGUGUCUCUCGGCAGGUUUUGGAUGGUGACUAAGAAGGGCGGACACAUGGUCACAGCCCGGCAGGAGCCUCGCCUGGUCCUGGUCUCCGUCACCUGUGAAGAUGACUCCCUGAUCUUCAGGGCUCCCGGCAUGGACCAGCUGAUUUUGCCAAGCGAGAUGCCUUCCUCGCACACGGUCCACGACUGCAGGCUUUUUGGUCUUGACAUCAAGGGUAGGGACUGUGGCGACGAAGCAGCUCAGUGGUUCACCAACUUCUUGAAAACAGAAGCUCUCAGGCUGGUUCAGUUCGAAAAGAACAUGAAGACAAGACUAUCGAGAGAAAUUUUCCCAGCGGUACGACAGAGUUACCAGGUGGCCUACCCGGACUGCAGCCCAGUCAUGAUCCUCUCAGAAGCCUCCCUGGUAGAUCUGAACACCAGGCUGGAGAAGAAAGUGAAAAUGGAGAAUUUCAGGCCCAAUAUCGUGGUGACGGGCUGCGAGGCUUUCGAAGAGGAUACCUGGGAUGAACUCCUCAUUGGCAACGUGGAAAUGAAAAAGGUUUUGGCUUGCCCCAGGUGCAUCAUGACCACGGUGGACCCGGAUACCGGCGUGAUAGACAGGAAGGAGCCCCUGGAAACCUUGAAGAGCUACCGCCUGUGUGAUCCUUCAGAGAAGCACGUAUUCAAGUCAUCCCCACUUUUCGGGACCUAUUAUUCUGUGGAAAAGGUUGGAAGCUUGAGAGUCGGUGACCCCGUGUAUCGGAUGGUACAGUGAAGGCCCCACCGGGGUGACACGGUUUCAGCGAUCAGGAGGCAUUGAUCAGGAUUUUAACGACUGCCACACCAACACCUCAGCGAGUCAUCAGCCAGUCGCUGAGCAUCUUCACCCUGGAAAUGAAUCCGUUUUGACUUUUUGGAGUUACAUAUGCUUCGAGUUAAUGCAGGGAAAGUCAUAGAGGUGAUUUGGGAAUAAGAAGGUAUAUAGAUUUUAGCUAAUGAGUUUUUAAAUAAAUAAAAUUGUCUGUAAAAUUAGUUUGAAUGUUAGUGUAACUAUUUUACUUCUCCAACCUCUGACAUCAAUAUUGAUGAGUAAAGAAAGUUGAAAGACAUCAGCUAAAAAGCUGCAAAAUUUUUUUCUGAAUGUUUAUAUUUUAUUACCUAUCGCUCCAUGUUUUAGAAGAAAUGGGAACAGGUUUUCUGAGAUGCCUUUGUAUGUGAACACGCUCACAAAAUCCUAUUAGUGAUUUUUACACGAUUAUUGAGUCCCAGUGACUUUUUCGCUCAAGUGUUUUUGACCUGGCUAUCAUGGAAUCAGGUUGAACUUCAGUAUGGAAAUGAUCGUAAAGACCGUCUUUUGAUAUUUGAUUACACCUCUGUUAAGCCAUAUGAAAGUAAUUGCAUGUAGCUGUGGAUGCACCAGCUGGAUUUCCAAGUAGGAUAAAAGAAUGAGAUUUAAAAGAGCAUGGAAUCUGAGCAUCGACUUAGGAAGAAGGAAGUUUGUGCAAAUAUUUUUUUAGGCGCAAAUAAUUUUUUUGCAGCGAAGAGAAGCGAACUAUUUUGGUAUGACUAAACAAAAAUUCUCAUUGAAGUAAUACGCGAGUGAACUAACCCACUUAUAAUUUUGUAAUUACUUUAAUAUCAAUAAAUGCGGCUCUCCAUUGUA